Messenger RNA from Ilyonectria robusta, 288 nucleotides. RefSeq lists its product as uncharacterized. The transcript has 2 exons. NCBI's taxonomy places the organism in Eukaryota, Fungi, Ascomycota, Sordariomycetes, Hypocreales, Nectriaceae. The annotation marks the transcript as partial. The record is from RefSeq and is a predicted model, not a curated record.
AUGUCAGCCAAUGCGUACACAGACGAGGACUGGGCCCGCCUACGCCGGCAUAUCACCCGGCUUUACUAUGACGAGGCCAAGCCCCUCGCUGAAGUGAUCGAGACGAUGCAACGGAGAUACUCUUUCAGUGCAACGUCGUACCGUCUCCAGAAAUGGGGCUUGGAUAAAAAGCUCAGAGAGAAAGAAGUGGUUCAGAUGUUCCUCCUCAAGCAGCAGCGCGAUGCUGCUGGGAAACAAUCCGCCUUCCUCGUACGAGGGAGACCGGUUGACUGGGAACAGGUCCAAAGA